Messenger RNA from Scleropages formosus (Asian bonytongue), 2930 nucleotides. RefSeq names its product PI-PLC X domain-containing protein 1-like. The transcript has 7 exons. The record is from RefSeq and is a predicted model, not a curated record. Gene Ontology annotation, molecular function: phosphoric diester hydrolase activity. Gene Ontology annotation, biological process: lipid metabolic process. Lineage: Eukaryota; Metazoa; Chordata; Actinopteri; Osteoglossiformes; Osteoglossidae. Bases 533 to 1498 code for a protein of 321 amino acids.
GCCGCGCGCGGGACGACACUAAGCCCGCCCUCGAGACAGGCACCUGUCCGCCGGCCGGUGGAGCAGAGCACGGCACGAGCUCGCAUUUAGUAUUAAAUGUAAAUGAAAGAGAGCGGCGUGAGCGAGUUGUUUCGCACAGGAAGGAGGAUGCCUCUACGCGCCGAGUUUCUUUUUAACUGCUGCUCCGCAGUGAUGUCGCCUCGCGGCCCGCUGGGAUGGAGGGUCUAGAGAGAACCCGCCGUCGCUCACUGAGGCUGCAGAAACCAGCUCGCGCAGCGCACCGCGGAGGCACGUGACGCAGCAAGGCGGCCGCACGCGUGAGCGCGGGUCGUCCGUCCGUCCGCCAGUCCGGCACGUCCCGCAACCGAGGUUUCGCAUCCCGGCUGACGAGAAUUUCUUCUUGCCAUAGAGUUUUCUGUGCUGGUCGAGCCACGGCGGUAAGUGCUGUGUGCGUGUGAGUGGUGUGUGUGGUGCGAACCCUGAUGCCAGUGCUGUGUUUCCACCUGUUAGUGAGCGCGCAGUCAUCAUCAUCAUGUCCUCAGCCGAGAGCAACGGACUCCUCAGGGAUUUACCGCGCGACACCUGGAUGUCCCACCUGCCACGUGCGCUGUGGGACCUGCCCCUGUGCAACCUGGCCAUCCCCGGAAGCCACAACACUGUAACGUACUGUCUGGAUAAAAACGACCGGUCACCGGUGGACCUCACUCAGCCCGACGUCUUGCAGAAGCUGGACAAGUACAUGAAGCCCCUGAUUCGCCCGUUUGUCUACAAGUGGGCCAUAACGCAGGAGUCCACCGUGAAGGAGCAGCUGGACUGUGGGGUGAGAUACUGUGAUCUCAGGAUUGCCCACAGGCCCAAUGACAACACCAGUGACCUGUACUUCUACCACGGCGUGUACACCACCGUCACUGUGGAGGCCGUCCUGAAGGAGAUCAGGGAGUGGCUGGACUCGCACCCCAGGGAAGUGGUCAUACUGUCUUUCAGCCACUUCCAGGGGCUCGGCCCUGAGCUCCACAACCACCUCGUUGAGACCAUUAAAAAUGUGUUUGCCACAAAACUGUGUCCGAAAACGGAGACGGUGACCCUGAGGAACCUGUGGCACCUGGGCUACCAGGUCAUAGUGUCGUACGAACACAACAUCAAGAACUGCCACAACGAGCUGUGGUCCCACAUCCCCUACUGGUGGGCCAACAAGUGCAAGGCAGAAGCUCUGAUUGAAGAGUUUGAGCGGCGAAGGAGACAAAGCAGUCGCCCGGGGGGCUUCUUUGUGACUGGAAUUAACCUGACGGAAGAUCUCAAGUACAUCUGCUCGCACCCCACCGAGUCCUUGAAGGACCUGGUCAUGUCCACCUAUCCAGUACUGCUGGAGUGGGUGGAAGGUCUGUAUCCAGGAUCUAACCCGGGAUCUGUGAACAUCAUCGCCGGGGACUUUGUGACCGAGAGCCAGUUGGUACCAACUGUCAUUGCACUGAACGAGAAUUUGCUGAACUGGACUUAGGUGUUACUGCCUGGGCGCUACCGAGUAAGGCCACGCCCACAUUAUUCCUUAUUUGGACUGUACUUAAAGGCUGAUUUCUUGCGGAACUUUGACGCUUGCUGAGUCGUAGAGCAUCGAUACUCUCUGUGCUGCAAAACGUCGCGGUAUGGGGUUCGUUCAGAACAAUGACCGAGUGAACCACGAAGCACAAAGACAUUUUCAGGAGGCGCUCACUUUACCUGCAUGGACCACUUUUGCACCCUUAAGCACAAACAUAACCCAAGUUGGAACCACACUGACUCCUGUAACCCUAUCCAAUGUGAUAUGAAAUACAAGAAACGAAUGGAGAAUUUCGAAAUUAAACAUAUAAUUUUGGACGCUAGAAAAAUACUUAAAACAUUUUUAACCUGUGCAUGUUACACGAAUACUAGCAUGAGUGUAUAGUCGUAUACUAUAUACUACACUAGCAGUGUAAACUCUUAAAACGCGUAUUCACUGCAUAAUACUUACACUCAGCAUGUCCCAGUUACAAUGCAGCAUAUUCACUGCUUGGAAAAAUACAUAUUUAAAGUAGAUCUUUCAUUUACAAUAUUACAAGGUUUUAAGCAAAAGUAUGAGUUGAUGCUUUUCACGUCCUUCUUAAUAUUCAGGGCAUCUGAACGAGAUAUGAGCACUGAUUGUAUCUAAUGUACUGUACAUUUUUUGAACAAAGAACACUGUCCUGCUUAGAAUUAUGGACACAAAACUACUUGAAUGUUGAUACUACUGAGCAUUAGUCAUCCUGGGCAUAAUAUGGUAAAAGACCUUGGAGUAAGGUACAGUAGAUGACUAGCUGGUCAUUUUUACAGAGUGUAUGCUUAUUAUAAAUAACUGAAGUAAAUGUAGAUGUUAGUGAUGUUUGAUGAUCCUUGCACUAAGUGGACUGUUACAAUAUCUUUGACUGUACUGUAUCUUCCAGUGUUGAGAAGUGCUUGCGGUAAGCACAGUAUUACUGUCCUUGCGGGAUCGCACAGUAAACAUGUGGUAGAAAUGCUGCACACCUUCGGUAAAUUCAGUCAGUUGAGACUCUCCUUCAGUGCAGACUGUACUUACUUAGCAAAGCUCUCGGAAUAACAGGUGUUUUAUACUUUUAAGAUUUUUAUUAUUAUGCCACUGUUUACCAAAAACCAGUUAUACAGCACAACCAGUUAAUUUCAGUAAAAAAACCAAACAUGGGCAAUUAUUAUUGCUAUGAAACUGAAGUUAUGCUCUUGCUAUGCGACCUGACACGUCCGAGUGCUUUUAAAAUUGUUUUUCUUAUUUAUAAGACAGCAGUAAACCUCCCACAGAUGGUCAAACUCACUGUUGACUGUUGCUCUGUGGAUUUGGAGGUCAGUUUGUUUUUCUUUUAAGUUUUGCAAAACUGCUUUUACUGUAACUCUACAUGUUUGACUGCCUUAUAAUAUUGCUUUUU